UUUAGUGCCGCUUGAAGCCUCGUCGAUGCAGCUAAAGGUGCUUAUGUUUCUUUUUUUUAUUUCUCUGGUGUAUAAAAUUACAAAAUAGAGUAAAUAUGCAAAAGUUUUUAUUACUAGUUUGCGUCUCGAUUGGAAUAAGUGACACAGUUUUGGUCGAGUCGGCCGCUACAGUACCGGAGAGUCAUAAUGUGAUUUGGGGUGCGCGCAGCUCACGUGACGUACUCAUCAAGCGUGAGAUAGUUAAAGAAACAUUCAAGCCAUUGCGUAUUGUCUCGAGUGAUUAUGAAUUCAAGCAGAAGUCCGAUCGUAAUCCUUAUCCACGCACUAUUACCCAGAUAGUCGUUACUGAUCAAUAUACCGAUGGCGAUGGUGGCUAUGCAACACUAAAGAGCGGUGGCCCAGGAAUGGAUUUUGCUGUUAUACAUUUGAAGAGUCAACGUGGUCAUGGUUAUCAUUUUACUAUUGAUAUUUAUGGACAAUAAAAGCACGCCCUAUAUUAGACCGGAUGAAAUAAUUUGAA
Molecule: messenger RNA, 520 nt
Organism: Rhagoletis pomonella (apple maggot)
Lineage: Eukaryota; Metazoa; Arthropoda; Insecta; Diptera; Tephritidae
Product: probable salivary secreted peptide
Exons: 2
Coding region: 96-482 (128 amino acids)
Source: RefSeq, a predicted model, not a curated record